AUGAAACACAGUACUGCCAACAGACACUGUGGGGGAAGAAAUGUUAGCAAUGAGAACAAGGUCAAGUACAAACACGCAAUCAAGGAUACGCCUGAUACUGCUGCUGCUGCUGGGGCUGUUGGCCAUACACUGGCUGAGCAUACACCGGCGGACCACUAUAGGAAACAGCACUGGGGACUCCACCAUAAGGCUGCUGCUGCUGUUGCUGUAUGGGUUGGGCAUAGACCGGUUGAGCAUAGACAGGCUGAGCGUAUGCAUGUUGGACAGGCUGUGCAUACACUGCUUGCUGUGGUGGUGGUGCCGCUGUGUAACCUGACUGCUGGUAAGGUGGCUGUUGAUAAACCGGCUGUUGAUAAGGAGGUUGCUGGUAAGACGGCUGCUGAUAGGACGGUUGUUGAUAAGGCGGCUGCUGGUAGGUAG
Messenger RNA from Perkinsus marinus ATCC 50983, 420 nucleotides. RefSeq lists its product as hypothetical. The transcript has 3 exons. Lineage: Eukaryota; Perkinsozoa; Perkinsida; Perkinsidae. The record is from RefSeq and is a predicted model, not a curated record. Bases 1 to 420 code for a protein of 139 amino acids.